Rotaria sordida is the source of this 5148-nucleotide messenger RNA. The record is from the annotation of a GenBank genome assembly. Lineage: Eukaryota; Metazoa; Rotifera; Eurotatoria; Philodinida; Philodinidae.
AUGGGUACUAUCGACUCUUGGUCAUCGAUUGAGGCAAUUAUAAAACAACGUUUGGAAAUGAAUGAAAUUGAUCGACGUUAUUGUGCCGUAUGUGGUCGACAAGGUCCAUCAUUGUCACGUUGUUUCGGUUGUCAGAUGGUUUAUUAUUGUGGUGAAGAACAUCAAAUUGAAGAUUGGUCUAAAGAACAUGCUCAAAAAUGUACACAAUUAGAAUGGGUUGCAUUAGGAGAAUUCGUUCAAGCUUUACCAGCUCAACCACCAUUACCAAAUAUUGGUGAUAAAUGGUCAUUAUCAUUAAAAGAAAUUAAUAAUUGGAAGAGUUGGUUUUCUAUACGAACAAAUAUUGUUAAUUUAGCUAAUAAUACAGCAAAUGUUUUGAAAAAUCUUAUACACUUAACCGAUAAACGACGACCCACUCAUCAAAAUGCAGUUGAUGGUCUACUUGCGGCAGUAACUGAUAUUUUAACGCAUGUUCUUACAAUUGGAAAGGCUGUAUUUUAUUUUGGCCUUCAACCAAAUAAUCGUCCUCUUGUCAUUCAUAUACUUAGUGGCUUUAACAAAAUGGAUCUUGUCGGCAAUAACCAAUCAUCGCCAAAUUUACCCGCUCGUUUUCAUGAACUACUCAAUAUGUUUCCCGAUAAUAAAGGUGUUGAACUAGUUAUUGUGAUCGGUGACGAUUACCAAGACGACAUAGACGACUCGUCUAUACCACAUGCCAAACUCAAACCCGAUAGAUUGAUUAUAACAACUACUGGUAAAGGUCGUCUUCUUGACACAUUUGAAGAAAAACGUUUACAACAAUCAAUAGCUGAUCUUCUUGUUUAUUUUAAUGCUGCACAUCUUUUUCUGUCAGCAAAUAGAGAAGAAUUAAAAUCAAUGCUUAGUAGGCAACGUCCAACAUUAUUAACAUUUGAAGAUCAGGAAGAAUUUCAUCAAGCACAAAGAUAUUUAUCAACACAAGGUGUUAAUAUUCAACAUGCAGGAACUAAUCAAUUUAGUUCCUUGAUUAUUCGACAACGUUCAAACAAACCAAACGCAACUUAUUCAACAAAUAGCUAUCAAAUAUUAUUGAAUACAAUGACUAUUAAUAGUACUGCUGAAAGAAAUGAUGAAAAUUCUUCAUUAUUAUUAUCUCAUCAACGUUCUCAUCAAUCUUCCAUUGGUAUUCAAUAUGGUCAUUCACAACAACAACAACAACUGCAGUUCAAUCCCGGUUUGAAACAGGUCAAUGGUAAAACACAUAUUGAAUCUCUUUCGUCGUCGCCGUUGUCACAUAAUACGCAAGCAAACAACAAUGGGACACUACUAGACAUAAACGCUCACAUAGUUUCGACCGCGAAUACAACUACUACUGUUCAACCAUUGGUACGAUCAAAUAAUAAUAUACGUCAACCUACUCUAGUACAGCGACGGCAUCAUUCUCCACCUACAUCAACAUCAACAUCUCCUGCUAUUAAUACAACGACUGCUGAGAUGAUGACUACUACUGACAUAGUCAGAACUGAUCAUAAACCACAACCAAAACCACGUUCAUCUCUAGUCAAAACAGUGAAUAAAGAUACAGAUGCAAUAACAUCACAAAUAAAUGGUAAUCUAAUUCAACGUAUUAAACCAUUUUUUGAACAAUCAUCACAAGAACCAAAAAUUAUCAAACAACAACAACAACAACAACGUCAAUCUGCUUCAAUUCCUUAUACAUAUCAAAAAGGAACUACGACCAAAGCUACAUGUCUUGAUGAUAUUAUUUCAUCCCGAAAUGCAUAUGCUAUAUCGUCAUCACAACUACCAUCAAUAGAAACUAAUACCAAUGGACAAACUGUAACAACUACUGCGAUUAUUUCUUCGCCAUUUUCAAUUGAAAUACCACAUGAUGAACGUACAAUGAAGAUCAAUACAGUUAAUAAUUUACAAAUUUCUAAACCAAUAAUUGAACGUCGUAAUGAUGAACGAACAAAAAAAAUUACUACGAACAGUGCUUCUUCACCAUUGACAAUGCCAAUUGAAAUUCAUCACGAUCAACGAACUGUAAUAAGUGCUACAACUAACCCUUUAACUCCUCCAUCAUCAUCAUCAUCAUCAUCAUUUAUCGAAGAUCGUUCUAAUGAACGAAUUGUUACAGCUGCUACAGUUAAUAUUUCAUCAACAAUAUCACAACCAAUUGAAACUCAUCUUGAUAAAUCAACUGUAAUGUCUAUCAUGAAACCAAAUUCUCCACCACCCCCUCCACGACCACCAUUACCACCAUCACCACCAUCGUCAUCUACUAAUAAUGAAGUGAUCUAUACUGAAGUAAUUAAAAAUCAUGAACGACCAUUAUCAUCUCAUCAUAAUGAUCUCAUUAAAUCACCUGUAAGUCCUUCUCGUUCAUUUAUUAUUCCAACUAAAUUAUCAAGUAUUUCAUCAAAAAAUCCAUCAUUUAAUAUUCAACGAUCAUCUCGAUCACCAACAACAAAUAAUUUUUUAUCACAUACUAAUAAAUCAAGAACACCUAUUCAAUCGAUGAUGACAUCUGAUCGAAUAAGUCUUUAUUCACAACGAAGUAAUAAACAAUCGGAUAUGGGUGUAACAAUAAAAAAUUUAUCGGAAUGUAUUGAUCGUGUUGGUGUUGUAUUUGAUGAAACAAAUCGUCGAAAUGAUGUACCAUCAACUGGUUUAACAACAGUUGAUCUUAUUCGUGAACAAUUAACAAAUUCAUCAACAUCAAAAUCAACUGGAUCUUUAUUAGAGAAAUUAUAUAAAUCGAACAGUAGUACUCGUUUACCAACAUCAUCACCAUUACGUACAUCAAUGAAAAUAGCUUCUCCACGAUCAAAAUCUCAACAAGCAACAAAAACUCAUGAUGAACAAUCUUCAACAUCUAAAAUAACUUCAACAACACAACCACCACCACCACCACUGCCACUGCCACCAUCAACAUCUCAAUCAAUACGACGAACUGUUGGUGUCUUUCUUCCACUAACAUCUAAAAAUCCUCAUGAAUCUGAACAAACAAAUUUAACUACAUCUGAGCAAUCACCAACAUCACUCUAUCAAAAUCUUGAACCACAUAAUUCAAAUUUAUCUAAUACUCAAAUUCUUGAUUAUACACUUAAACAACAUUCUGGUCCAGUAUGUAUUGGUAUACCAAAACCAUUUCGAAAACCAACAGCAAUUAUUGAACCAUCACCUGUUAUAACAUCACCAAUAACAAAUAUAUCUGAACCAAAUUAUAUUAAUCUUACACAUCAAGAUGAACAUAUUUAUACAAAUGAAAAUAGUACAGGAUUAACUGGUAGUAGUAAUUCAAAUUCAUAUACAAGUAAAACAUCAAGUAUAUAUUCAACAUCAGAUAAACAAAAUUUAAUUAUAAAUCCUGAAAUUCAUUAUGCAAUAUCUCAAAUAGCAUCAUCACAACAAGAACAAUCAGUUGAAUAUGAUUCAUUUGAUGAUGAAUUAGUUAUUGAUGAUAUAGCUAAAAUAGAAAAAUCUCCUCAUUCAAAUGAUAAUACAGAUAAUGAUUCAUUUGAUGAUGAUGAUGAUAAUAAUAAUAAUAAUAACCAUCAUCAUCAAUUAUCAAAUAAUCAAUCAAUAUCAUCAAAAACUUCAUCAAAAAAUUUUUUUCGUUCAACAUUAAAUCGUUUAACACGAUCAAAUAAAUCUUUAGAACGUCUUAAUAAUGAAACAAUAACAAAUGAUUGUAUACAAGAAUUAAAUCCAUCAAAUAUAGUUGAUACAAAAACAAAAAAAACACUUCGUAGUAUAAAAGCACGACAUGAAGCUAAAAAAACAGGUAAUCUUUUAACAACAUAUACAGGUGAUGAUGAUACAACAUCAAUUGAUUCAAAUUGUUCAACACAAACAUCAACAAGUUUAAAUAAAACAAUAACAAUAAAAUCAUCAAAUAAUCGUUUUCGUUUAUUUCGUCGUAAAGUUGAAAAAGAAUUUGCUAGUGAUACUGAAGCGGAAAAACAUCAAACCGAACAACGACGAAAAAAAUGGAAUAAAAAAAUUCUUAAUGAUACAGCUAAUGAAUUAAAAACCAAACGUUUAUUAAUGAUGAGUGAUGAUGAUGAUGAUAAUAAUCAUAAUAAUAAUAAUCAAAAUAAUCAAAAUUUAAAUCAACAAACAAAAGAAAAUUUCAUUAAUGAUGAAACACAUAUAUAUGAUCAUAUUAUUCAUGAUGAAAUAAAUAAUAAUAAUAAUAAUAAUACUGUAUCUCGUAUGGGUAAAUUAUCACAUGAAACACAUUUAAAAUCUCCAACAAUAACACUUGAUGAAAUACGUUCAGAAAUUCAAGCUGAAAUAGCUGCACGACAAGAUAUACAAAUAAAUAAUCAAUCAAUACAAUCAUCAAAUUUAAAUUUACAAAAAAAACGUUCAAAAUCAGUUACAUUUCUUGAUGAAUUACUUAGUGAUGAUCCUAAACAACAACAACAGCAACAACAACAACAACAACAACAACAACAACAACAACAAUUAAAUAUGAUUACAAAAAAUGAUAUACAAAUAAGACCAUCAACAACAAUAAAACGUAUUGAAAAAGGUGAUGCACGAUCUAUAUGUGGUGCUCUAACAGGUACAGGACCUAUACGAGGUAUUAUUAAAGCAGCAAAUAAUGAUAUUACUGGUACAACAGCACCUGUAUCACCAUCGGCAGCAGCAGCUAUUUAUUUAAGUGGAGCAUCAAUUGAUACACGAUGUACAUCACCGAAAAUUAAUGAACGUACACAUCGACCACUUUCUACAUACACAGUUGGUUCAGCUCGUUUUUAUGAUGGUGCACCAGUAGUACCAUCAACUCCUGCAUCUCCACCACCCCUUCCAAAUCAUUCUGUUAAUCAAAAUAAUCAUAAUAAUAAUAUAUCAAAUCAUCGACCAAUCUUAAAUAAUCCUUCUCAUCAGUCAACAUCGAAUAAUGUUCAUCAUAAACGACCAACAGCAAAAGUUAGUCCAUUUCAAACAAAAUCUCCUAAUGAAUCAUCAUCAUCAUCAUCACCACCACCUAUAUCUACAACAAAACAAACAGCAUUGUCAUCAACAUCAAAAACACCAAUACGAUCAUCUACACAUAGAAAUAUGCAAAUAUCACAUGACGUAACUAACGUAGCUAUAUCAUCGGUUAGUGAUGGUGUUGGUGGUGUAUCAAAACGCUUACAGUCCAAUUUUUAG